CUAUUGAGCCUGCGUGCCUAGAGCCCGUGCUCUGCAACAAGAGAAGCCACCGCAAUGGGAAGCCCGCGCACCGCAACGAAGAGUAGCCCCCGCUCGCCACAACUAGAGAAAAGCCCACGCGCAGCAAAAAGACCCAACGCAGCCAAGAAUAAAUAAAUAAACAAACAAACAAAUAAAUAAAUAAUAAAAAAGAAACAGGGAUAAGCAUAAAGAAAAUUGUUGAUAAUUUGGACUAUGUUAAAAUUGAAAACUUCUGUUCAUCAAAAGGCACUGUUAAGAGAUUGAAAAGUUGAGAUGGGGGGGAGAUAUUCAUAGUACAAAUAUUCAAAACAGAAUCCUUACCCAGAAUGGGUAACAAGCUCCUACAGAUCAUUAAGAAAAAGGCAUAGAAAAGAGGCAGAAGCACUGAAGAGACACACAUCUUCACAAAGGAAGAUGCCAGUGGGGACUUCCUUGGUGGUCCAGUGGUUAAGACUCUGUGCUCCCAAUGCAGGGGUCCAGGGGUUCGAUCCCUGGUCAGGGAGCUAGAUCCCACACGCUGCAACGAAGAUCCUGACUGCUGCAACUAAAGACCCGGUGCAGCCAAAUAAAUAAAUAUUAAAAAGGAAGAUGACAAUGGCCAGUAACUUCAUUCUUAAGGAAAGUGCUGCACCAGGCGGUGACAGGCCGUAGGCAGUGUGGGCGCAGACACACUGGAGCCAGGGCACAGCCACCCCGGAAGACUGUUGGGUAGUGUCCUCUAGAGCUGGACAAACACCUCUGACCCCACAACUCUCCAAGAGCGCCAAAAGAAAUGUUCCAGAAUGUUCAUAGCAUCACUCGGAAGAGCUGCAAACUGGAAAUGACCCAAAUCUCCAUCCACAGGAAAGCGAUGCACAGGUCACACAUGGACCACCCUCAGCGGCGAGGUUGACCAACACAGCCUCAGCCACCGAGUCCAGAGCCUGACGAGGAGCAGGGAAGAGGACCGUGGAUGAGUCGAAGACAGAGAGCAUGGGUGCUGGUCUCUGCCGCGUUCCGGCACAGAGUGCCUGAAAACCUGGGAAUUGCCUGCUGAGAGCACAGGAGCAUCUUUUGUUCUAAUGAGGCUCCUGUGGGGGCUGGUCACCAAAAGACCAAGCCUGAUGAGAAGCGUGGAGUUUUCAGCCCCGCCCCCAUCCUCUUGAGAAAGGAGAGGGGCUGAAAAUGGGGUUAGUAAUCCAUCAUGGCGGUGUGAAGAAGUCUCCACAAAAUCCCGAGCGCUGGAGAUGGGUGGAGCCGCGUCCACGCCCCUUCCCACGAAGCCCUGCCCAUCUCCCAACCUGGACCCUCACCUGCAUCCUUCAUCCUACUCUUUCUCUUUUAUAAUGAACUGGUGAGCGUUAGUGAAUUUCUCCCUGAGUUCUCUGAGUUCCUCUAGCAAAUUAAUUGAAUCCAGGGGGCAGUGGGUCGUGGAAAGCUCACAUUUGUAGCCAAGUUGGACAGAAGUGGUGGGUGACCUGGGGACCUGCUCCUUGCCAUUGGCGUCUGAAGUUGGGGGCAGUCUGUGGGACUGAGCCCCUAAGCAUCUCCAGAUAUUAUCAGAAUUGAGUUAACCUGUCGGACACGCAGCUGGUGUCACCGAAUUGCCUGGCGUGGGACCCCCCCCCCCGCCACACACACACUUUUGGCGACCAGUAAAGGAGACUCACAGGAGAGACACAGGAGGGAAACCUGGGUUUUCCCAACACACAGAGGCAGCGAGGAGAGACCCCAGACCAGGCUUGCCCACCGUGGCAGCCGAGAACGCCACCCGACCUCGCUCUUCCGGGGUGACUCGGCCUCCUCCACUCGAAGCCUCGGCUGUCGUGGUCCCCACCUGCCCAGUCUCAAUCCCCUGGACCCUCCUCAGAGGCCACCCUCCUCUCCACUCUAGGUCCUUCUUAAGAUGUGUUGCUGUCAGAAAUGAUCCUGUUUACCUGUUAGCUUCGAUGUUUGCUGUCCAACCCCCCUACUCCCUCCUGUGUCCCCAGCGGGAGGGGUGUGUGUCACAAUGACCAGGCUGGGGAUAGGCAGCACCAGCCUCGAGGGCAGGAUGGCUCCGAGCAGGGCCUUGGGGGUCCAACUCUGCCACUUGCUAGCUGUGUGGCUAUGGACAACUCACUCACCCUCUCUGUGCCUCACCAAGCUCAACUGUGAAAGAGGGUCCUCCUGGCGUCCCUCUCAGGAUGGACACAUUUUGGAAAAGUGCUCAGGGGACUGGCAGGGUGGUGCCUGAAAGGGGCUGUUCUCAGAGGCCAUGUCUCCUGCCCGGCUCCUCCUGGUGACCUGCAGGUGGCAGCACCAGACCCCUGUUCCCCGAGAGACAGACUGCGUUGCCACCCCCGCCUUGGGCCCCGCUUGCAGGAGCCUAGGUCGGGAGAGGUGCUGGCAGGAGUGACCCGCUCUCCCAUGACCCCUCCCAGCCCUCUUCAGAGGCCCACUCCCAUGUGGGUGCCUCCACUGUGAGCCCUCAAGGACCCCGCUUGUCUCCCAAGCCCCACCGGCAGCUUCACAGUGCUGCCAGGGGCGGGGCCAGAGCAGGGAGGCGCAAACCCUGACCCAGGUUGGCAGUGGCCACGUCCAAAUGACCUCUAGGAACAUUCCAGGACCAGUCACUUCCUGGCUCAUCGCUCUGUGGCUCCCUCUGUUCCCCACAGGUGUCAGGGUAAAGCUCUGAGACCCAGAAGCACCUGGGCUGGUCUUGGGGGGCCGCCAGCAGGCGAGGUGGCAGGAGGAGCCGGGAGGGCUGAGUCUUCACAGUGGGCAGGAGCGCUUUGAGGGGAAAGGGCGGCCUUCGGCCAGGACGGGCAGCAGAGUAGCCUUCAGCUUGGGAAAGGGAGGUCCUGUGGGCCUGACUGCUGGUCAGCGUUCUCUGACUGGCGUCUGACCUGACCAGGAAGGCGUCCCUCACGUCGCUGGCAGCCCCUCAAAUGCCAUCUAUUUGUGGCCUGUACCCUGCCGCCUGGCAGGAGACAUGUGACUGCGGGGCUGUGGUAUUUUGGGCAAUGGGGGUGGGGCGUGCGUGGCGAGCCCUGCACCAUGCCGCUCUGGGACAGGCAGCUUGGAUGCCCAGCUCCGCUGCCCCGGCUGGCUGUGGGGUCCCAGAUUUGGCCUCGGUACCAACAACUCUGCAGGAAAGCUGGAGGCUGACCCAGCUGAACAGAAAGUGCAUAACGUCGUGGAGGAAAACUCCUCCUGGGGAAGAAAGCUCAAACAUGAGGAACCCUAUUCUUCAGUGACCAUCACUAACGUGAAUGCAGGACUGUAGCAACAUGUCACUGUAACGUUAUCAUCUGCGGUCAGUUUGGGAGCAGGGCAAGUGGCUUUCGGAUGUUCUAGCUCCAGGAAGCCAUCAGGUUUGAGAUCAGCACAGCUUCCCUCUGGAUUCUCUGUUUGUUCUGCUUUCUUUCAGGACAGAGAUGGAGUGCUGGCCCCUGAGCCAGGGAGGCAUGGGAUGCCCCAGGGGGCAGGUGGGGUGGGGGCAGUGUGUGCCGGCCAGGGCCCCGGGCCUGGGCCCGUGAAGAGCCUGGUCUGUGGUUCACGUGCCUCUGCUGACCCAGAAUGGAGAACUUCCAGUACAGCGUCCAGCUGAGUGACCAGGACUGGGCUGAGUUUUCAGCCGCUGCCGAAGAGUGUGGCCUCCUGCAGGCCGGCCUGGCCUCUGGGGAUGAGCUCUUGUCCAGUGACACUGACCAAAGGGACAGCAGUGGCAGCAGCCCCCCAGGGCCCCCGCCCCUUCCUGAGGGGCAGCUGGCUCCCAGGGGGAAUGACUGGCCCAGCUCUGAGGAGGAGGACGAGGCAGCCACCCGGCAGCUGGUCAGCAGGUCUUGGCGUGAGUCCGUGCUGGCCCCAGAGGCCGGUCAGCAGAUGCCCAGCACGUCCGUGCGGUCAGGAGCUCGGCCGUCCCUCAGCCCUGGUGCUGCCCCUCUGGCCCAGGGCUCAUCCCUCCUGGGGCCAGUGUCUUCCAGAGGCGAGAGGCAGAGGCUUCUGCAGGGCCCAGCCCCCCGGGGCCUUGCCGCUACUGCCCCUGGCGAGCCCGCUCGGAGCCCCGAUUCCCCCGGCGGCAGCGCUGCCCCCCAGAGGCCCCCUGGCAGCCCUGGAGCCCUGCUGCGCAGCCCCAGCCGAAAGAAGAGGCGGGCUGCGGGCACCACGGUGGGUGGGCACUUGGGUGACCCAGGCCCUGCCCCCACCCAGCUGGGCUCGUUACUGCUCGCUGAGGCCGGGGCCGAGGACGGCCUUGGCCUGGCUGGGUCCGGGGGGAAGGGCCUCCGGGUGGGGACCACAGGGCAGACAGCAGGAGCUGGGCAGGUCAAGCUGGGGCCAGAGUCUCCAGAAGCCCCUGAGCAGGCGGCCAGGCAAGGGCCAGGUGUGGAUCUGUCUACAUCUGUCCCUACCACUGAGCAGGGUACAGACCUAAUCGGAAUGACCCUCAGAACUGAGCCACGCACUGUGUCCACGCUUGACCUGGAGGCUUCUCUAGAUGUCACAAUGGCUAAGUCAGACGUGGCUUUGUCCGCACCCACCUCCGAGCCUCAACCCGAUGAGCCUCUGUCUACACCUGCCUCCAAGCCUAGACUGGAUGUGGGCCUGCUUAUGCCAGGCCCAGGGGUCCAGCUGGACGUGGAGUCACCUAUGCCUGUCUCAAAGGCUAUUCCACGUACAGCUCUGCCUCACCUGGCUUCUGAGGCUGGGUCUGAUGUGGGUGUGUCUACACCUGCUCCCAUCCCCGAGGCUGGGCCUGACAUGGUGGAGCUGGAGGUUGCCCCAGUGGCCAAGCUGGGUUUGAGCCCUAUUCGGUCUCCAGAGGGGGGCCGACAGAAGCCUAGAGGGGAGCCCUCAGCAGGUGCGCCUGGACGCCACACUGGGGAGCCCCCGCUAGGCCCUAUCCAAGCCCCCAAGAAGAAGAAAGUGCGGUUCUCCAUGGCUGUGCCCAGCUCCGAGGAGCCAGGGUCAGGAGAGGCCUCGGGCCCAGCCUUCCCAGCCACAGCCCCCAGGACAGCAGCUGGGGGCCACAGGGCGUCUGGAGCCUGGGACGCUGUGGCAGUUGGGCCCCAGACACCCCAGCCUCGGAUCCUGAAGCACCUGCCUUCCCCCGCCCCCUCUGCCUCAGCGGGGCCUGAGCCCAGCUGCUGCUGCUUUGAGGUGACCCUCCCCGAAGCCUAUGAGUUCUUCUUUUGUGACACCAUCGAGGAGGACCAUGAAGAUGUCGAGGAGGAAGCAGAGGCUAGCCAGGCUCUGGCCGAAGUCCAGUGGCCGGGUGUGUGCGAGUUCUUCUUCCAGGAUGGCCAAACCCAGAGGUCGAGGCACCGGGAAGGCCGCUCCCAGGCCCCACCCCUCCAGGCUGAGCCUGUGCCGGCCCCUCCACCAGGAGACCCCAUACCCAUCUCCAUCGCCGAGGCCUAUGAACACUUCCUCGGGGAGGACAUGUCAGGGGGCAUGCUGGGGCCGGCUGCCCUUCUCCAGAUGCAGGCCAUGGAGCCCCCCAGGUCAGUCCCCUGGGAAGUGGGGACCGGCACCCCACCAGGGCCUAGCCUAGCCUCAGCGGAGCAGCUUACCCCGGCCAUCAGGCCAGCAGAGGAACCCCGGGGUCCCCUCACCUCGUUUACCUUCAGCCAGAAUGACAUGUGCCUGGUGUUUGUAGCCUUCGCUACCUGGGCUGUGAGAACAUCAGACCUGCAAGCCCCAGACGCCUGGAAAACAGUUCUGCUGGCCCACAUCGGUACCAUCUCCGCUAUCCGGUACUUCCGCCGGCAGGUGGGGCAGGGGCGCCGCAGCCCCAGCUCCUAGGACCCAGGCUCCGCCCAGGAAGACGCAGGACGAGGAAGUGUCCACAGGUGCUCAGGAGGAGGGGCUGCCCUCAGGCUUUGCCCUUUGACCCUUGUGUUCUGCGGCGUCCAGGAAGGAGCCUGCGUCCUUGGUCCUGGCUCCCUUGGACUCCACACGAGGGUCCAGCCAGUGGCCGAGGCUGUGCUCCACACUUGGGAGUGGGGAGAUUCUGGAAGGCUGGGAGGGUAGGCCAAGCAGGGAGCUGGUUAGUGAGGUGCCAGAUUAGCAAUAAAAAACACAAGGUGUCCAGCGAAACUGGAAUCUCAGACACGCAGUAUGAGACCCACUUACGCUAAGGAAUUAUUUGUGGUUUAUCUGAAACCAGAGUUAACUGGAGUCCUAAUCCUAUGUGGUUAUCCUGUUGGAGGGAGGGCUAUGAUGGGGCUUCAGAGCAGCAGCGAGGCCCCAGCUGGAGAUCUGGGCAGAGGGCCUUGAGGCUGGGAGGCGGCGUCCCAGGGACCCUCUGCCCUGUUUUAUAAGUGGGCUGGGCCGUUGGAGGCCUCUGAGGCCUCUCUAACCCCUGAACCCCAGGGGUCUGUGGUCAAGACCUCCUUGGCUUGACCUCCCGAGAUGGGGAGCAGGUACCCAGCGGGGCCCUGCGGGCUGGGGGUCUGAGGGCAGAGCCUGGAGCCCCUCCUCUGGGGAGCCCUGGAGGAGGUGCAGAGUCAGAAGGCAAGGGGCUCAGGUUGAGGGACGGGACACCUGGGUUCGCCCAGGGCUGACAGGAGCCGGAGGUGCGACAGGAAGGUGGGCGGGGUGCGGACAGUAGUGGAGCAAGGGGGCUGCCAGACCAGGUGCUGGGUGGGCGUCCAGCUCCGAGGCAGCACAUACAGGGUCCCCGGGACGCAGGAGACUCCUGGCUGUUCAGGACAGAAUGCGUGGACACACAGCGUCAAUAAAAUCUCUUUCUUUCUUGUUUA
Messenger RNA from Physeter macrocephalus (sperm whale), 6746 nucleotides. RefSeq names its product PPARGC1 and ESRR induced regulator, muscle 1 (gene PERM1). Bases 3562 to 5787 code for a protein of 741 amino acids. The record is from RefSeq and is a predicted model, not a curated record. Gene Ontology annotation, cellular component: nucleus; cytoplasm. NCBI's taxonomy places the organism in Eukaryota, Metazoa, Chordata, Mammalia, Artiodactyla, Physeteridae. The transcript has 4 exons. Gene Ontology annotation, biological process: response to muscle activity; regulation of DNA-templated transcription.